Molecule: messenger RNA, 484 nt
Organism: Homarus americanus (American lobster)
Lineage: Eukaryota; Metazoa; Arthropoda; Malacostraca; Decapoda; Nephropidae
Exons: 3
Coding region: 42-416 (124 amino acids)
Source: RefSeq, a predicted model, not a curated record
CUUCGAAAUAUGGUAUUCUGAAAGAGCUGGCAGACAUAGAGAUGCAAGGACGCGUCAAGCGUAGGAAUUUUCCAGAAUUUUACAGCAACACCGACACGUUGGUGAGGCGCGGCGACCACGUUAUCAUGGUUUACGAAAUUAUCAUGUACAUACUACUGGGAAAACAGUUAUCUAAUACAGGACGGUGCGACUUCUAUAAGCUCAGAGACAAUAUGAUGCCCAGGAUGAAUAGCAUGAUAGUUCCCAAGGACAGUCCUCUUCUGUACGCGUUAAGUAAAAGGGUAAUGGCACUUACUGAGAGUGGGCUAUAUAACUUCUGGUUGAAGUCAUCCAUCCCAAACUAUUCGUUUUGUCUGAAUCCUCCGGCAAAAAUAUCUAUCAGUAGCUCAAUCGCUAUAUCCAACAUAUGGGUAUGACCUUCUUGUUCUGAUAAUUGAAUAAAUGAACCUUAAGUUGAGUUACCUAAACAUAAUGUUAGUAGCAA